UACAUAUUUUUAGACUACCAUUAAAAUGACCAGUUUAAUUUUCUGGUGAACUGUUCCUUUAAGAGUCUUGAGUUUAUAACGGAGCACAGGAAUGUCGAGAAUCCAUCUCUAGACUUGCGUCUGUGUCUCAGAAUCAUAUGACUGAAAUAUAGUUCGCUGGACUCCUGAACGCGUUUCAUUCACUUCUUAGAGAAGAAACGAUCGAAAAUAUCGUAUCGUGAUGAUAUACCGGAGACACGAUCCAGAUGCAUAUUAAUCAGAUCUACUGCGAAAUAUCCCGCUUUGUCGGAUAAAAUCAGAUCAUCUGGAUUUACUCUGGUUUCCUGUCGGGGGAGGAGCAGCAGCAUCUUGUAUCACAGAACCACGUCACUGUCAAAGUUUUAGAAAACUUGAGAUUCAAGCCCCUUCUGUUUUUCUUCCUGGAGGAUAUCUGUGUCGUUGGGAGAGAUGCAGACGGGAUUUCGAUUAAAGUUAACCCCCGUUAAAGAGCCUCUGGGUUUUGUGAAAGUCGUGGAGUUGCUCACGGCUGUGCUUGCAUUCGGGACCUGUGGAGGAUAUACUGGCAGAAAUGUGGUUUCCAUCUUCUGUGGCGGAAGCAGCAAUGAAACCCUCAGUCCCACUUUCACCUACCCAUUCAGGUUAAACCAGGAGCUGCUGGUGGAGAACACCACUCUUUGCAACCGCACAGUUGCUGCAACUCAUCUUGUUGGAGACUCGUCGUCCUCGGUGGAGUUUUUCGUGGCUGUGGCCGUCUUGGCUUUCCUCUAUUCAAUGGUGGCUCUGCUGGUCUAUCUGGGCUACAUGCAUGUGUACCGAGACUCAGACUUCGGACCGAUGUUUGAUUUCGUGCUGACAGCAGUCUUUGCGUUCCUGUGGCUGGUGUGCUCGUCUGCUUGGGCUCGAGGUCUGCAGACGGUGAAGGACGCCACCGGUACGGCUGGCAUUGAAUCCACUCUGGCGCUCUGUAGGGACAAUGUCAAAUGUGAAGUCACUGAUUACGCCAGCAUGCGCUCGCUCAAUAUAUCUGUGAUAUGUGGUUUCUUGAAUCUCAUCAUAUGGGCUGUGAACGCCUGGUUUGUGUAUAAGCAGACACGCUGGCACUCUCAGAAGGUCAACGCUCAACGGGGUCCAAAUCCUGCACCCAUCUAAACAAUUACCCCCAGCAUAAUGGUGCCCACCGUAGCCUUUAUGAAAAACACACAGUAACAGUUUAUGCUUUAUGCAGUUUGUCUGUAAGAACAAUAAUCAUAUGACUGCCGUCUUAAUUUGUGAAAUGUCCAUCUUCUCCUUUUCUGUUUUUUAUGUUUUGAUUUCUGGCAUACUUGAAGAAAUAUCUUCAAUUAUAUCAGAAAUAAUAUAUAUAUAUAUAUAUUUUUUUUUUUUUGCUUUUAAUGGAAAUGCAAGUUUUUUUUGCAAAUGUACAAUUACGAGAAAUGCUACAUUUAUGAUGUAUUUUUAUUGUCAACUCAAGUAGAAAAAUCUUGAGAACAAUUUUUUUGUCAACCUCUAUUCCUUUAAGUGUCACACAGCAUAUUUUCUGAGCAUUUUUGCAUUUAAAACUAGCAGUUUCUUAUUUCUUAUCAAAUUCCUUAUUGCGUUUAUAUUGUUAUCUAUGCCCAUUUUAUUCAGUAUUACACUUCAGUGAAUUUUUAAUGGUGCUGAAGUUUUGUUUUGGAAGGUCUUCUCUCUUUUCUUCAGGCAAGCGUUGUUUUCCUGUCAUUUUUUGAUUAAUAAAACUGACUGUGAAGAG
This is a messenger RNA of Carassius auratus (goldfish), 1750 nucleotides long. RefSeq names its product synaptophysin-like protein 1. Gene Ontology annotation, cellular component: synaptic vesicle; synaptic vesicle membrane. The record is from RefSeq and is a predicted model, not a curated record. The transcript has 5 exons. The coding region runs from base 448 to 1149 and encodes 233 amino acids. Lineage: Eukaryota; Metazoa; Chordata; Actinopteri; Cypriniformes; Cyprinidae.